Messenger RNA from Fusarium graminearum PH-1, 825 nucleotides. RefSeq lists its product as uncharacterized. Bases 1 to 825 code for a protein of 274 amino acids. The transcript has a single exon. NCBI's taxonomy places the organism in Eukaryota, Fungi, Ascomycota, Sordariomycetes, Hypocreales, Nectriaceae. The record is from RefSeq and is a predicted model, not a curated record.
AUGUCGUCCGUUACCGAAACCUUCUUCCCCCGUCUCAAGGAAAUCCUCGACCAGGAUCCCUCAGCUGCCCAGAGGCUGAAACUGGUAUGUGGCAUAUGCCUCGAAGACAUGUCAACCAAUGAGGACAUCAUACGUGAGGUCCGUGAGGGUGUCACUCGUAUCCUUCAUACGUCUCACAAUGCGUACAUUCUCCCCUGCGGCCACAUAUUUGGCCUCCCCUGCGUGGUCAAUCUCAGGAACACUACCAAGACUGUGAGAGACCUAGAGCACCAGUGCCCUAUUUGUCGCUUUCCUUUGUACUUCGAGCCAUGCGGAUGCCUGGACAACAUAGGAGUGGUACUCAAAGUUGAGGGAGACGGGUAUCAAAAGAUGUUCGAAAGGAUCCGGAGGUUGGAUUUCCUGAACAUGUCUUGCAUCAAGUGCGAACUCGUGGGAAUCUACACCGAGAUGAUCCAGCCGAAGCUCGAAGUAUCAGGAGGCGUUGAGGUCGAACCCUCUGAGAUGCAAAUACGUGCAGAGAUUGGAAUCCCACUGGCGAUGCUGUGUUUCAAGAAGAGUGAACGGUGGGCAAUUUUCGAAGUUCAUAUUGGCAACAGACGUCAUGUGAAUCAUGAAAUUAGUGAUCGCCUACGUACUCGCCUGGAUAACUUCAUGAACGACAGGGAGGAAAGGCUCCGUGCCACGCUUCUGGAGCCUGACGAGAGUGCAGACAAAUGGGCUUCCAUAGCUAUCGAGCUCGCUCUGGCGGAUCCACCACCGGUAGGCAUGCGAGGUCGUGCAGAUGCAGUGGUGCGUAUCGGGCACCAAGUAUUCGACCAGCCUUAG